Messenger RNA from Enterobius vermicularis (human pinworm), 513 nucleotides. NCBI's taxonomy places the organism in Eukaryota, Metazoa, Nematoda, Chromadorea, Rhabditida, Oxyuridae. The record is from the annotation of a GenBank genome assembly.
AUGUCUAAGGCUGCCAAAAAGAAGACUACUAAGAAGCGAUCUGGAUCUGAGGCGACUCAGUUCGACCAGAAGACCAUCCAGGAGUUCAAGGAAGCAUUCGGUAUCAUGGAUCAGAAUAAAGAUGGCAUCAUUGACAAAAAUGAUUUGAAGGACUUGUACGCAUCAAUGGGUCAGAUUGCUUCUGAUGCACAAAUUGAUGCAAUGAUCAAAGAGGCUCCAGGACCGAUUAAUUUCACUGUUUUCUUAACACUGUUUGGUGAAAGGUUAACAGGCACGGACCCGGAGGCCACGAUUGUCGGCGCUUUCCAGAUGUUUGAUAAGAAGGAAACUGGCAAAAUAUCUGAGGAAGAGUUGACUAAAAUUUUAACGAAUAAAAGAGGUGAACCACUCGAUGAGGAUGAAAUUAAAGCAAUGUACAAGGGUAAACCACCAAUUGAAAACGGUAUGGUUGAUUACAAAGCAUUUGCACAUCUGAUUACAACCGGUGCCCAGGAAGAAUUAGCACAAGCUUGA